CCCCGCUUUAUGAGUUGUUGCGUCAUAAUGUUACUUGGAAUUGGUCAGCAGAUGCUGAAGCAGCCUUUAUUAAAUCUAAAGAGCUGUUGACUGAUGAUAACUGUCUAGUGCACUUUGAUAGCACAUUGCCUCUUCUCUUAGCAUGUGAUGCAUCGCAGUAUGGAGUUGGAGCAGUUUUGGCUCACCGUUUCCCAGAUGGUACUGAGAGACCGAUUGCGUUCGCAUCUCGUACACUGAGUGAUACUGAAAAGAAGUAUAGUCAAGUUGAAAAGGAGGGUCUGGCAUGUGUCUUUGGGGUUAGGAAAUUUCAUUGUUACUUGUAUGGUCAUCAUUUUUCCUUAAUUACUGACCACAAGCCUUUACUGUCUUUAUUGGGUGGUCAAAAGCCUAUUUCAAGUCAAUCAUCAGCUCGUAUUCAAAGAUGGGCAUUGAUUCUAGCAGCAUAUGAGUAUGAUUUACACUUCAAGUCUUCUACUAAUCAUGCUAAUGCAGAUGCAUUAAGCCGCCUUCCAUUAAGUGAAUCGAUUAGUAAUACUCCCCUGCCUCCAGAAUUAAUUCUUUUAAUGGAGAGCAUAGCCAAUAGUCCUGUUACUGCUAAAAGUAUUGCUGCUGCUACUAAAUCAGACUCUACUCUGUCCCUAGUUCUACAAUAUCUGAAGUCAGGAUGGCCUGAUAGCUGUCCUGAUGAGUCACUGAAGCCCUACUGGCAUAGGCAGCACGAGUUAUCUCUGCAUGAUGGUUGCAUUCUCUGGGCUUCACGAGUUGUUAUUCCAGCAAAAUUUCGCCAACAAUUACUACUGGAAUUGCAUGAAGGUCAUUUUGGCAUUACUAAAUUGAAAGCUAGAGCACGAUCGUGUAUAUGGUGGCCUAAUAUUGAUACUGCUAUUGAGGAAAUGGUAAAGAGUUGUUCUUCUUGCCAGGAAAAUCGUAAUUCUCCUCCUGAGGCUCCCAUUCAUCCUUGGCCAUGGCCAUCCCGCCCUUGGUCCCGCCUUCACAUUGAUUUUGCUGGUCCUCUGAAGAAUAACACUAUGCUACUAGUAAUUGUGGAUGCAUUUUCUAAAUGGAUUGAAGUAUUUCCUAUGUCUACAGUUACUUCAUCAGCUACUAUCUCUAAAUUAAAAAUGCUUUUUGCACAGUUUGGUUUGCCUGAUACUAUUGUCUCUGACAAUGGCCCGUCACUCGUAAGUCAAGAGUUUGAAUCGUAUCUCACUCAAUAUGGUAUUCGCCACAUUACCUCUUCACCAUACCAUCCUGCCUCUAAUGGGUUGGCUGAAAGAGCUGUUCAGCUAGUCAAGAAUGGUCUUAAGAAAGAUGCUGAUGGUACACUGUCUGAGAGACUUGGACGUAUUCUCCUUAAUUACAGGGUUAUUCCUCAUGGUACCACUGGUGUUUCUCCCUCAGAACUGAUGUUCAGACGUAUUAUUAAGUCUAAGGUGGAUUUGGUGAAACCAGAUCUUACCACUCGAGUAGAGAAUAACCAGUAUAAGCAGAAGGAUUUCCAUGAUCAACACUCUCGUACUAGGAAAUUUUUAGUAGGGGAGGGAAUAAUGUAUAGAAAUUUCAAUGGAGAUCCAAAGUGGAAACCAGGGAAAAUUACAAAGUACCUUGGUUCACUAUCCUUCUUGAUUCAAGGAGAUGAUGGAACUAAUAUCAGGAGGCAUAUUGAUCAUAUUAUUAAGAAGAAAGAGUUUAUGGUACCCGAGGAUGAUCUUACAUCAUUUCCGAAAACUCGUCAAAUGACGGACGAAACUCGUACUACUCGUUCUCCAUAUCCGACUCGUUCUCGUCGUCCUCCAAACCGAAUAAACUCCAUCUAUGUUUCUGUGGCCAGUUCCCUUCAUGAUGAGGAGCUGCUCAUCUACUCUUGCAUGGAAGAAUCUAGUUGCAGCAGUGACCCUCAACGAGUGGUUUGUCUUGAAGCCCUUGAUGCCAAAUAUGCUGAAUAA
Molecule: messenger RNA, 1946 nt
Organism: Amphimedon queenslandica
Lineage: Eukaryota; Metazoa; Porifera; Demospongiae; Haplosclerida; Niphatidae
Exons: 2
Biological process (GO): DNA integration
Molecular function (GO): nucleic acid binding
Source: RefSeq, a predicted model, not a curated record